GGACCGGUUUAAAACUAUAAGCUGAUGUCGGAUGAUAUAUGGGAGGAGAGUGCUGUCAAAGGAUUUCAAUUUGAUUUAGAGGAAGCAGAUAAUACUUCAACGUACUCUCAUAUUCUCGGUGAUAGCAUUGGUGAAACAUUUUGUGAUGAAUCAAUAACAAUAGACUUUAACAAUCAAUUUUGUACAAUAUGCCAUAACUUAAUCGGUAAUGAGAUUUACUAUGAAAAAGAUGCUACGUUCUGUUCAGAGGCAUGCUGGUUGAAAGCAAUUACAAUAGCUCUUGAUGAUUUUGUUGUUGGGGGAAUGAGUACAUGGCCAUUGAGUACUUUUGUUUCACAAUCUUCUAAAUCAGUUAUUUUAAAUUUGACUACAAGCACUUUUGAUGGAAAUUUAAUUAUAAAGAUUGUUAAUGAACUUAGGAAUUCAUUAUCAGAAAGCACUUUUGAAAAUAUUUUGCUAAAAAACCCCGUAGCCGGGUUUCAUUUUCUUAACUUCCUUAGAAAUACUGGACAGUUAGUAGACUUAAAGAAAUAUAUGAAAAUACUAGGUUUUAUCAGAGAAAGUGAAAUUUCUAGCUAUAGUCAGUUGAUGCAAAAGUUGAUGAAUUUAUCGUCGGGUCAUGUAGACGAAGUUAAUAAACAUUUAAUGCAGAUUGCAGAAUCUGAAGUAGCCUCAAAUCUUGCUGUUAAAAAUAUUGUUGAAAUCUCUUCUGAAUUGGCUGUUAUCUUGGAUUAUCAGAACAGCUAUGAAAGAGAAUGGAGUUCAUAUUACAGUGAACUUCUUAUACGUACAAACGCCCGGAAAAACGCUACUACACUCCCUGAGAGUUUGUUGAUGCAGCCAUUAUGCGAAACUCUUGGUGCAUUGGCGAGGAUGGAUCAAAGCAUUAAGACCAAUAGUCGGGCUGAAACUCUUGGGAAAAAGUUCAAAAUAUCGGAUGAACAGUUUAGAUGGUUGUUGAUAGAGCCCCUUGUUCAGUCACGAAACUGGGACGAUCUGGAAUUUAUCAUGUUAAAAAAGAAAUCUUUGUCGCGUCAUAUGGAGGUUACCAUCCCAACUGACCGUCUUAUCCUUCAUCUCAAUUCAUUAGGUGUCCCAAACAAUAUUAUUGAAAGUUACUUGAAAUAUCUAAGUGAUGAUGAGUUUAUACAGAUUGUUAUUCGGUUAAAUAUGGUCGAUGAAGCGGUUAAACUCUGCUUGGAAAAGCGAAAUAUCAACGCUUUGAAGGAACUCAUGUCUCAAAUACCUGGCAAUCAUCAAAAGAAGAAAGAAAUAUCUCACUAUCUAUCAGUUCCUGUUGCACAGUGGAAAGACUUUGUUUGUAGACAAGCGUUUUGAAACGAACUUUUCAUUUUACAUUUUUGAGAAACACUGAUGAGCUGGAUUUUGAGCCUCGACUUUUGUACGCACAUAUGUAUCGUCCCGUUAUCAACUGAUAUAACAAACGAAUAAUGGUGAAUAAUCCUUGGGAUUCCCGGGUUUCACUUCGAUCAGUAUGUCUUUGUAAUCGUAUUAUCAUAGUUGUAAUUCCAAAGAUAAUGCAAAUGAUUGUUUUUAUCGUGAGAGUUA
Messenger RNA from Schistosoma haematobium, 1569 nucleotides. RefSeq lists its product as uncharacterized. Lineage: Eukaryota; Metazoa; Platyhelminthes; Trematoda; Strigeidida; Schistosomatidae. The record is from RefSeq and is a predicted model, not a curated record. Gene Ontology annotation, cellular component: cytoplasm. Bases 25 to 1338 code for a protein of 437 amino acids. The transcript has 15 exons. Gene Ontology annotation, biological process: intracellular protein transport; vacuolar transport.